Molecule: messenger RNA, 406 nt
Organism: Theobroma umbraticum
Lineage: Eukaryota; Viridiplantae; Streptophyta; Magnoliopsida; Malvales; Malvaceae
Source: RefSeq, a predicted model, not a curated record
AGUGUUAAAUCACUAACACUACGAAAACGCCAUGCUCGAUUUCAGAUUGCACCUGGAAAACGCCAUGCUCGAUUUCAGACGAGGCCGUCGUCAUAACUGCAUCGAUAGACCUGUUCUUAAAUCAAUGCUUCAAAGCAUACAAAGUGUUAAAUCACUAACACUAUGUAGAUGGAUAUUUGAGGAAUUGAUCUGGGAGAUAUUACCCUAUUUAUGCGCCGACUAUUAUUUCUACAACCUAAAGGAGCUGUGGUGGAUCGAUUAUUCAGCAGAGAGCGACAAUGCUAAUGCCCUACUUUUGGUUUCUAAAACUCUGUCCUUACUUGGAAAGACUCUAUGUGACUAUUGAUCCUAAAAGAAGCACAAAAUUCUCAGGUGUAGUGGGUGGAAUCAACAAACUCAAUCAUCU